UCCUCGGGGGCGGGGCCCUCAUUCUCUGUACCCCCAAUCCAAACCUCUCCCCCUCACCCCAGCAACCCCGGCUCCCCAGCUCCUCUCCUCUGUCCGCCUCUCCAUCCCUUCAUCUGUCUGUCCCUUCAGAGAGGGGGAGGGGGUUACCUAAGCCACUAAGCAGCCCCUCCCUCCCCCUGUCCUGCGUCUCCUGCCCCUCUCUUGGGCCGGGGGGGAGGCCAGGGUCGUGCGGGUCCCCAUGGCUGGGGGCUGAGGGCCCGCCCCCCCCUCCUCCCCAGCCGCCACCACCUGCACCUUCCUUCCAUCCAUCCGGCGACAAGAUGCCUGCCCCAGGCGCCCUCGUCUUCCUCGCGGCCCUCUCCUCCUCCUGCUGCCUGGCGUCCCCGGCCCACCCCGAUGGAUUCGCCCUGGGCCGGGCCCCUCUGGCUCCUCCCUAUGCCGUGGUUCUCAUUUCCUGCUCGGGCCUGCUGGCCUUCAUCUUCCUCCUCCUCACUUGCCUGUGCUGCAAACGGGGCGAUGUUGGUUUCAAGGAGUUUGAGAACCCUGAAGGGGAAGAUUGCUCUGGGGAGUACACUCCCCCAGCAGAGGAGACCUCCUCCUCACAGUCGCUGCCUGAUGUCUACAUUCUCCCACUGGCCGAGGUCUCCCUGCCCAUGCCAGCCCCGCAGCCUGCACACUCAGACAUGACCACCCCCCUGGGCCUCAGCCGCCAGCACCUCAGCUAUCUGCAGGAGAUUGGCAGUGGCUGGUUCGGCAAGGUGAUCCUGGGAGAGAUCUUCUCCGACUACACUCCCGCCCAGGUGGUGGUGAAGGAGCUGCGCGCCAGCGCUGGGCCCCUGGAGCAGCGCAAGUUCAUCGCAGAAGCGCAGCCCUACAGGAGCCUGCAGCACCCCAAUGUCCUCCAGUGCCUGGGCGUCUGCGUGGAGACGCUGCCCUUCCUGCUGAUCAUGGAGUUCUGCCAGCUGGGGGACCUGAAGCGUUACCUCCGGGCCCAGAGACCCCCCGAAGGCCUGUCCCCCGAGCUGCCCCCUCGAGACCUGAGGACACUGCAGAGGAUGGGCCUGGAGAUCGCCCGCGGGCUGGCGCACCUCCACUCCCACAACUACGUGCACAGCGACCUGGCCUUGCGCAACUGCCUGCUGACCUCGGACCUGACGGUGCGCAUCGGAGACUACGGACUGGCCCACAGCAACUACAAGGAGGACUAUUACCUGACCCCUGAGCGCCUGUGGAUCCCGCUGCGCUGGGCGGCCCCCGAGCUGCUGGGUGAGCUGCAUGGGACCUUCAUGGUGGUGGACCAGAGCCGCGAGAGCAACAUCUGGUCCCUGGGGGUGACCCUGUGGGAACUGUUUGAGUUUGGGGCGCAGCCCUACCGCCACCUGUCAGACGAGGAGGUCCUCGCCUUCGUUGUCCGCCAGCAGCACGUGAAGCUGGCGAGGCCCCGGCUGAAGCUGCCCUAUGCAGACUACUGGUACGACAUCCUGCAGUCCUGCUGGCGCCCACCCGCCCAGCGGCCCUCGGCCUCCGAGCUCCAGCUCCAGCUCACCUACCUGCUCUCUGAGCGGCCCCCUCGGCCCCCACCCCCGCCUCCUCCGCCCCGGGAUGGCCCGUUUCCCUGGCCCUGGCCUCCGCAGCACAGUGCGCCCCGCCCGGGGACCCUGUCCUCCCCAUUCCCCCUCCUGGAUGGCUUCCCUGGGGCUGACCCCGACGACGUACUCACGGUCACCGAGAGCAGCCGAGGCCUCAACCUCGAGUGCCUGUGGGAGAAGGCGCGGCGGGGGGCCGGCCGGGGUGGGGGGGCCCCCGCCUGGCAGCCGGCCUCGGCGCCCCCGGCCCCCCAUGCCAACCCCUCCAACCCCUUCUACGAGGCGCUGUCCACGCCCAGCGUGCUGCCUGUCAUCAGUGCCCGCAGCCCCUCGGUGAGCAGCGAGUACUACAUCCGGCUGGAGGAGCAUGGCUCCCCACCCGAGCCCCUCUUCCCCAACGACUGGGACCCCCUGGACCCAGGAGUGCCGGCUCCCCAGGCCCCCCAGGGCCCCUCCGAGGUCCCCCAGCUGGUGUCCGAGACCUGGGCCUCCCCCCUCUUCCCGGCGCCCCGGCCCUUCCCGGCCCAGUCCUCUACGGCAGGCAGCUUCCUCCUGAGCGGCUGGGACCCCGAGGGCCGCGGCGCUGGGGAGACCCUGGCAGGGGACCCCGCCGAGGUGCUGGGGGAGAGGGGGGCUGCCCCUUGGGCCGAGGAGGAGGAGGAAGAGGAGGAGGAAGGCAGCUCUCCGGGGGAAGACAGCAGCAGCCUCGGGGGAGGACCGGGCCGCCGGGGCCCCCUGCCCUGUCCCCUGUGCAGCCGAGAAGGUACCUGCUCCUGCCUCCCCUUGGAGCGGGGGGACGCAGUUGCUGGCUGGGGGGGCCACCCCGCUCUUGGCUGUCCCCAUCCCCCCGAGGACGACUCCUCCUUACGGGCCGAGCGAGGCUCCCUGGCCGACUUGCCCUUGGCCCCCCCCUCUUCGGCCCCCCCCGAGUUUCUGGACCCCCUUAUGGGGGCAGCGGCGCCCCAGUACCCCGGGCGGGGACCACCACCCGCACCGCCGCCGCUGCCGCCUCCUCCCCGGGUCCCCGCGGACCCCACCGUGUCCCCCGAACUCCCCUCGGCCGUGGCCAGUCCCGGCUCCGGUCUGUCCUCUCCGGGCCCCAAGCCGGGGGACAGCGGCUACGAGACCGAGACCCCUUUUUCCCCCGAGGGAGCCUUCCCAGGAGGGGGGGCAGCCGAGGAGGAAGGGGUCCCUCGGCCACGGGCUCCCCCCGAGCCCCCCGACCCAGGAGCGCCCCGGCCACCCCCCGACCCCGGUCCCCAUCCAGAACCAGGGGGCCGGGAGAAGCCCACCUUCGUCGUGCAAGUGAGCACCGAGCAGCUUCUGGUGAGCCUGCGGGAGGACGUGACCAGGAACAUCCUGGGGGAGAAGGUGCCCCGCAAGGUGGGGAGAGGCCCCGGGAGCCGAGAGAGAGCCCAGGGUCCGAGCAGGGACCCCGCAGUCCUGGGCAGCGGGAAGAGAACCCCAAGCCUGAACGAAGCCCCACCAAACCUCCCCGUGAACGGAGUGACAGUGCUGGAGAACGGGGGACAGGGAGCCCAGGCCCUCAACGAGAAGGGGGCACAGAACGGGGGUCUGGGGUCCCCCGAGAGAGAAGAGAAAGCGCUGGAGAAUGGGGAGCUGACACCCCCAAAGAGGGAGGAGAAGGUGUUGGAGAAUGGGGUGCUGAGGUCCCCCGAGAGAGAAGAGAGAGUGCUGGAGAAUGGGGGUCUGACACCCUCAAAGACCGAGGAGAAGCUAUCAGAGAAUUGCGGCCCGAGACCCCCCAGGAACAUGGAGAGGCCUCCAGAGACUGGGCCUUGGAGAGCCCCAGGGCUUUGGGAGAAGAUGCCCGAGAAUGGGAGUCCAGCCCCCAUGAUCGAGGAACCAGCAGCCCCAGAGACCUCUCUGGAGAGAGCCUGGCCCCAGAACAGCGGGGAGAUAGCCCCUGGCCCCCCUGGCCUAGCUCCCACGAGCGGGGCGCAGGAACCCGGGACCGAGAGGAGAGCCCCCGAGACUGGGGGGGCACCGAGAGCCCUCGGGGCUGGGAGGUUGGACCUCGGGAGUGGGGGCCGACCCCCAGCGGGCACGGGGACGGGCCCCGGCGGCGGCCUCGGAAGCGGCGGGGACGUAAAGGCCGUGUGGGCAGACAGCUCGAGGCCGCCGCCACCACCACCACCGCCGCCAGCGGAAGCACAGGUGCCCCCGAGGAGGCCGGAGCCAGCAGUGCCCCCGAGAGCCAGGCCGGAGGGGGCCCCCGAGGGAGAGCCCGGGGCCCCAGACAGCAGAGCCGACGUCGACACGGCACCCAGCGGAGACGUGGACCCCCCCAAGCCCGAGAGGAAGGGCCCCGAGAUGCCGAGACUCUUCCUGGACCUGGGACCCCCUCAGGGGAACAGCGAGCAGAUCAAAGCCAAGCUCUCUCGCCUCUCGCUGGCGCUGCCGCCGCUCACGCUCACGCCGUUCCCGGGCCCGGGUCCGCGGCGGCCCCCGUGGGAGGGCGCGGACGCCGGGGCGGCUGGCGGGGAGGCCGGCGGGGCGGGAGCGCCGGGGCCGGCGGAGGAGGACGGGGAGGACGAGGACGAGGAGGAGGAGGACGAGGCGGAGGCGGCGUCGGCAGCGGGCCCGCGGGGCCCCGGGAGGGCACGGGCAGCCCCGGUGCCCGUCGUGGUGAGCAGCGCCGACGCGGACGCGGCACGCCCAUUGCGGGGGCUGCUCAAGUCCCCGCGCGGGGCCGACGAAUCCGAGGACAGCGAGCUGGAGAGGAAGCGCAAGAUGGUCUCCUUCCACGGGGACGUGACCAUCUACCUCUUCGACCAGGAGACGCCAACCAACGAGUUGAGCGUCCAGGGCCCCCCCGAGGGGGACUCGGACCCGUCAACGCCGCCAGCGCCCCCGACGCCUCCCCACCCCACCACCCCAGGAGAUGGAUUUCCCAGCAACGACAGCGGCUUUGGAGGCAGUUUCGAGUGGGCGGAGGAUUUCCCCCUCCUCCCCCCGCCAGGCCCCCCCCUGUGCUUCUCCCGCUUCUCCGUCUCGCCUGCGCUGGAGACCCCGGGGCCCCCCGCCCGGGCCCCCGACGCCCGACCCGCAGGCCCCGUGGAGAACUGAUGCCCCGAAGCCACUACCCCCUUGCAACCCCAGAAGAGGGGUUGAGGGUAGAAUCCUCUGUGGACGAGGGAGCCACUGCCACCACCACCGACGCCGCCUCCGGGGAGGCCCCCGAGGCUGGGCCCUCCCCCUCCCCCACCAUGUGCCAAACGGGAGGCCCAGGCCCCCCACCCCCCAGUCCCCCAGAUGGCUCCCCCGAUCCCCCAGACCCUCUCGGUGCCAAAUGAGGCAAGAUGCCCCUCCCCCCUCCCAGGAGACCCACCUUUCUCAGAACAGAACUGAACUCGGGGGCCUGGAGCCCCCCGCCAUCCCCCGCACAGUGGAGGCCCCCCUCCUGCUGACCCCUCUGGCUCCAGGCUGGGGCUGCAGGCUUUGCGGACCGGACAAACCCUCCCCCAACAACCCCAUCUCGCGACCCCCGUUCCCUUCCCCAGACCUCGGAGGUGCCUCUGGUUCGAAUCUUCGCGUGGCAUUUUCACAUUAUUUAAAAAAGACAAAAACAACUUUUUGGAGGAAAGUGGGGCCUGUGUGUGUUUGGAGGGGGGCAAGAAUGGAGGCGCAGGGCUGGGCUGGGGCUCUGGGUCGACCUCACCUGCACCUCGCACCUCCAGGCCCUUCACAAGAGACGUGAGGGAGCCAGCAGGCAUCAGGGGAGGGGGAGGUGGUGGGUUCAAGACUCAGCCCGGCAUGCACAAGGUGGAUCGAGGUGAUGGGUGACAUGACAGGGAGCUACCCCGCAUCCAGCAGCCGGAACGGGGGUCCUCAGAGAUAACCCACCAGCAGCCUGCACAUCAUGGUGCCUCCACCCCCGCAGAGAGCUCCGCCUCUGUUUACCUGCUUCUCAGCUUCCCUCCUCUCCAAGGGUCUCGCCCCUCACUGUCACCCAGCCCCAUCUUCCCUGUUUGCAUUCGCUCUGGUUUUGUGGAUCCCUGGUCUCCUGCAUGUGUGAGCUCUGGAUCUUCCCCUGGUGCCGCUUUACCUCCCAUGCGGUGCUAGGGCUUGACCUUGAGCUGUGCACUUGGCAAGGCAUGAACCCUGUCUGGUGAGCAAUCUAGCUCCUGAUU
Erinaceus europaeus (western European hedgehog) is the source of this 5740-nucleotide messenger RNA. It is a transcript of the gene LMTK3, whose product is annotated as lemur tyrosine kinase 3. The record is from RefSeq and is a predicted model, not a curated record. The coding region runs from base 321 to 4676 and encodes 1451 amino acids. Gene Ontology annotation, molecular function: protein kinase activity; ATP binding. Lineage: Eukaryota; Metazoa; Chordata; Mammalia; Eulipotyphla; Erinaceidae. Gene Ontology annotation, biological process: protein phosphorylation. The transcript has 15 exons.